UGGUUUUGGUUCCGUGGUUAGUUUUACUAACUUGUGGUCCACGGCACCUCAGCACCUUCGCUUCAUCUUCAUAUUACUCAUCCCUAGUCAAAUGAUUAACAAACUAGUCUACCUUCAGAGAUAGAGACUCGAGUCACGGGCACCACUAAUCUCUAAAUAAGACUGUUUCAACUCUAGACCUUUAUACAUCAUAGUCUCUGUCAAUUAAUGUUUAUUUAUUUUCUUAAGCCACUAGCUGCUUUAAAAGCGACAAGGAGCCAACGACAAAACCAAUGAAGCGGAGCCAACGUCGCCGGAACCAAAAUGAAGAUCAACGAACGGAAAGUGAGACUCACGGAGCUGAUUCUGAGGUGUUUAGUGUGUGUACUCGCUCUCGUCGCUGCGAUUCUCAUUGUCACAGAUACUCAAGUCAGAGAGAUCUUCACCAUCCAGAAGAAGGCGAAGUACACCGACAUGAAGGCGCUUGUGUUCUUGGUGGUCGUCAACGGUAUGGCCGCGGCUUAUUCGUUGGUGCAUGCGGUUCGUUGCGUGGUGGGUAUGAUGAAAGGAAGCGUUUUGUUUAGUAAGCCUCUGGCUUGGGCUAUUUUCUCUGGAGAUCAGGCGAUAGCGUACUUGACUGUGGCGGGGCUUGCAGCAGCGGCGCAGUCUGCAGCCUUUGCGAAGCUGGGUCAGCCAGAGCUACAGUGGAUGAAGAUAUGCACAAUGUAUGGGAGGUUCUGUAACCAAGUUGGUGAAGGGAUUGGGGUCGCCUUGCUUGCUAGUAUUGGAAUGGUUAUGGUCUCUUGCAUUUCAGCUUUGGGUCUCUUUCGUUUGUAUGGCGGUAACAAAGCCUGGCAAAGCUCACCAUCACGGUGGUGAAGGCAAAGGAGAAGGCGAAGGCUCAUAGGUCUUGGACUAAUCUUGUUUGUGGAAAUUGUGUUAAAUUAUUUGUGGUGUGUUCUCACUUUCUCUCAAUGUGUAUACCGUCUAUUACUAUUGUCAUGGUCUCAUGCACAAAUAAUCAUCAAAACUGUAGUUUGGUAGCGAGUCUGUAAGUGUGUUAAGUUGUUCAACAAAAAAAAUGAAUGAAAUGGUUUAGUCUA
Molecule: messenger RNA, 1082 nt
Organism: Brassica napus (rape)
Lineage: Eukaryota; Viridiplantae; Streptophyta; Magnoliopsida; Brassicales; Brassicaceae
Product: CASP-like protein 2B1
Exons: 4
Coding region: 304-858 (184 amino acids)
Source: RefSeq, a predicted model, not a curated record